Molecule: messenger RNA, 4050 nt
Organism: Tachysurus vachellii
Lineage: Eukaryota; Metazoa; Chordata; Actinopteri; Siluriformes; Bagridae
Gene: nsfb
Product: N-ethylmaleimide-sensitive factor b
Exons: 22
Coding region: 139-2379 (746 amino acids)
Biological process (GO): Golgi to plasma membrane protein transport; intra-Golgi vesicle-mediated transport; SNARE complex disassembly
Cellular component (GO): Golgi stack
Molecular function (GO): ATP hydrolysis activity; ATP binding
Source: RefSeq, a predicted model, not a curated record
CCUACACUACAGAGUGCAUUUAAACACGCACUACGGAGUGAUUUGGGAUUGUCCCUCAGCAGCUUCCGUCCGCGGCUACACACACAACUAGUUAUCUUAUGCAGAAUUGCUGUUGAUCGCUCUAAAUAAUACAACAAGAUGGCUGGCAGGACCAUGCAAGCGGCACGAUGUCCGACUGACGAACUCUCGCUGACCAACUGUGUGGUAGCCAAUGAGAAGGACUAUAAGUCAGGACAGCACGUGAUGAUCAGGACCACGCCCACACACAAGUACGUCUUCACUGUGAGGACGUAUCAGAGCGUGGUGCCUGGAACCCUCGCCUUCAGCUUACCACAGAGGAAAUGGGCAGGUCUCUCCCUCAAUCAGGAUGUGGAAGUCAGCAUUUACAACUUCGAUCCGUCCAAGCAGUACGUCGGAACUGUGAGUCUGGAAAUUGACUUCCUGCAGAAGAAGAACGCAGACAGCAACUCUUACGACUCGGACAAGAUGGCCAUCGAGUUCAUUCAGAGUUUUAACUCCCAGGCGUUCUGCUUGGGCCAGCAGUUUGUGUUAAGCUUCUGUGACAAGCUCUUCCUCCUGGUAAUUAAAGACAUGGAGGCGAUGGAUCCCGGCAUCCUGAAGGGCGAGAGCUCCAGCAAGAAAAACAAGAUCGAGAUCGGCUUGUUGCACGGUAACAGUCAGGUGAUUUUUGAAAAGGCAGAGAGUUCCUCCAUCAUCCUGAUUGGCAAGGCCAAGUCUAGAGGCACACGACAGUCCAUCAUUAACCCUGACUGGAACUUCGAGCGGAUGGGAAUCGGAGGCCUGGAUAAGGAAUUCUCUGACAUCUUCCGCAGAGCCUUUGCCUCGCGCGUUUUCCCUCCAGAUAUUGUGGAGCAGAUGGGUUGUAAGCAUGUUAAAGGUAUUCUGCUGUUCGGGCCUCCUGGCUGCGGUAAGACACUGAUGGCACGUCAGAUUGGAAAGAUGCUGAACGCCAGAGAGCCCAAGGUGGUCAACGGCCCCGAGAUCCUCAACAAAUAUGUAGGAGAGUCAGAGGCCAACAUCAGGAAACUGUUUGCUGAUGCAGAGGAUGAGCAGAAAAGGCUGGGAGCCAACAGUGGCCUGCAUAUCAUAAUUUUUGACGAGAUCGAUGCCAUUUGCAAGCAGCGAGGCAGCAUGGCGGGCAGCACCGGCGUCCACGACACCGUCGUCAACCAGCUGCUGUCUAAAAUCGACGGCGUUGAGCAACUCAACAACAUCCUGGUUAUAGGCAUGACUAAUCGACCCGACCUGAUCGACGAAGCUCUGCUCAGACCUGGAAGACUGGAGGUCAAGAUGGAAAUCGGUCUGCCGGAUGAGACCGGUCGUGUCCAGAUCCUGAACAUCCACACAGCUAAAAUGCGACAGUCCCACAUGCUGGGGGCCGACGUGGACAUCAAGGAGCUGGCUGUCGGGACCAAGAACUACAGCGGGGCGGAGUUAGAGGGACUCGUACGAGCGGCACAGUCUACUGCCAUGAACCGUCACAUCAAGGCCACUAAUCUGGUAGAGGUGGACACUGAAAAGGCUCAUUUGCUGCAGGUCAGCCGGAGUGACUUCUUGGCAUCUUUGAAUAACGACAUCAAACCCGCGUUUGGCACCAAUCAGGAGGAUUACACCAGCUACAUCCUGAAUGGCAUUGUGAAGUGGAGUAACGCCGUGUCUGACAUCUUGGGAGACGGAGAGCUGCUGGUGCAGCAGACUAAGAACAGUGAACGCACCCCACUAGUGACGGUGCUGCUGGAAGGUCCACCUCACAGCGGUAAAACCGCUCUGGCAGCUAAAAUCGCCGAGGAAUCACAGUUUCCCUUCAUCAAAAUCUGCUCUCCAGACAAGAUGAUCGGCCACUCGGAGAUCGCCAAGUGCCAGGCCAUCAAGAAGAUAUUUGAUGAUGCCUAUAAGUCUCAGCUGAGCUGCGUUUUGGUGGACGAUAUCGAGCGGCUCUUGGAAUUUGUCCCGAUCGGACCUCGUUUCUCAAACUCCGUUCUGCAGGCCCUGUUAGUGCUGCUGAAGAAGGUGCCUCCUCAUGGUCGUAAGCUGCUGAUCUUGGGAACCACCAGUCGUAAGGACGUGCUACAGGAGAUGGGGAUGCUGGACGCCUUCAGCACAACCAUCCACAUCCCCAACAUCUCCAGAGGAGAGCACCUGAUGGAGGCACUGGAGCUGCUGGGAGGCUUCCAAGAAGACGAACGUGUGCAAAUUGCCAAGGAAGUGAAAGGCAAAGGAGUGUGGCUCGGCAUUAAGAAGCUUCAAAUGCUCAUUGAGAUGUCCCUGCAGAUGCCGAAUCAAUACAGAGUUAAGAAGUUUUUGUCUUUGCUGACAGAAGAGGGCGCAUUGGGCUCCGAUAAGCACUUGAUGUUAUAAAGGACCGCCGCUGGAGCACGGACACACGCUCACAGGCUGUCACGGAACUUAGCAUUGUGUCGUGUCCUGAUGUGAUGUGUGCUGCUGCUGAAUCGACGCCAUCACUCUGUCCUGUCCAACACAAGCUCUGAUGAUUAGCAACUCCACCGAACUGCACAUGGACGCUGGUGUGUAUAAACACGCUGCAGCGAUCAGUGCUACGAUGGUGAAAGCUUCCCAUCGAAACCGGGCGUGUGUGUGUGUGAGAGCGUGUGUGUGAGAGCGUGUGUAUGUUUGUAUAUAGUAAGGUAUGCUAAUCGAUCAGUGUGUGUAUGCAAACACUAGGCAUUAAACAUUCCUGUUUAAUCUGAAGCGAUGCCUUAGUCUUAAUCCCGUUCAUUUGAAGUUAUAGAGAGACUUAGAUUUGUAUUUUUAGCUCCGUGAUUGACUGUAGGCUUGUGAGAUGAAAUCAUAUAAUUAUCCUUAUAUAAUAUUACACAAUAGCCAGUGACCUUCGUUGUCUGUAAUUAUCUUUAUUAUAUAAUGAACCAUUAUGGAUUUAGCCACGCAAGACAAACACUUUACAGUACAAUUUAUUUAUUUUGUUACUUAGAUUGAACUCUUUAUUAUUAUUAUUAUUAUUAUUAUUAUUAUUAUUAAUUUUUUUUUUUUUUUUUUUUUUAAAUUUAAUAAUUAUAUGCUGGAUGGUGGAUUUUUAGGUGCUGAUUAGUGGUGGUGAUGAUGAUGAUGGCUACUAUUAUUAUUAUUAUUAUUAUUAUUAAUAAUAAUAUUAUUAAUAUUCCACCCUCCUCUAUUCUUCUUAAACCUUAAACAAUAUAAAUUCAUCUUCUUUCAGUUGUUUUUCCACUAAAUCGUUUAUCGAGAUUUUUUUUUUUUUAUCCAGGAACUGGAUCUCAAGAGCAAUAAACAUCUCACAAGCCUAAUACACUGUUUUCUCUCAUGCAGUGUAUUGCAUAAACAUGUCUAAUACACAGCACAGUCUGAUUAAUCUAAUCUUUUUUUGUUUGUUGUUUGUUAAGGCGUAUGUUCUCUAAGAAUCUCCAGGAACAGGUGUAUUUAUACUGAGGUCAGGUCACGUGUCGACUCUGUUUCACGAAUUUCAUGCUUUCUGAUUAAAAACUAGAUCUUUUACUUUUUUUUUUUUUUAUUUCUGUGGGAAUAAAGUUAAACUGUUUACUUUUUUUUUUUUUAUUUAAAUAAAUAAUUUUUUUCUCAUGCUGCUUUGUUUGCACUACCGGUCAAAAGUUUGUGGUCUGCCUGAUUCAUUUUUCCAUGAAGUUUUCCAUGAAAAUGAUUAAAGUGAACUGUAAACUGAACACGUAGUUAAGACAUUAAUGAGGUUCGCAUUUAAAGCCUUGAAGCCCUUUUGGCAAACUAGCUAUCAGUUUGUUGAAGAAAUCUGAGGAAAUCUCACUCCAUGCUUCCUGAAGCACCUCCCACAUGUAUGACUGGAUCGACGGACACUUUUCCAUCCAGAUGAAGGUCUCCUUUUGAGUCUCUCAAGGUUUCUUCUUUCUAUCGUCUCAGGAAGUUUUUUUUCUCACCCCCGUCACCUCUUGCUUGUUCAUCGGGGAUCAUUUAAAUCUUGAAUUUUUACAAAUCUUACAAAGCUGCUUUGAAUUCACUGUAAAAAUCGCUAUAACAAUAAAGUUUGAUUUGCGUUAAAUAGAA